GGAUUGCACAAAAGGCUUUAUUAUAGUUCAGAGUGAAAACCUCAACAAAUAGGGGCUGUAACAUGAAGCAAAGGCUGACUUGGAGGACUGGCAGAAGUUGUAAUUUUGCAUAGUUUUACAUUUGCAUACUUUAAAAGCCAUUAAUUAUAUAAAUAGUUGAAAUAUCCCACAGUUAUUGUUUUAGGUUAGUUAUUUUUGUUAAGCUGGAAAAAGAAGGGGGAAUAAGAGAAUCUACACAUUUGGAUAGUGACUGAACUCCAGAAAAUUGCUAGAUAUUUAUUCAAAGGAUAUUGUGAAGCAGAAAAGCUAAAACAAACAAACAAAUGUAAGAAACAUAAAAGGAUAAACAUACAUUUUAUUAUACCAAAAGAAAUUUCAAGUUAAAAAACAAACAGAAAAACGGUCCGUCUUCAUGCAGGUCUGCUGUUGGAGAAAAUGUAAAUCUUUUACAGGUCACCUGCUCGAGCUGGCAGAUGUCACGUAGAGCUCAUGAACCUGAGCUGUGUGCAUUCAUGGGUCAGUCACAAGGUUGGAAACAAAGGUCACAAACUGUUCACUCUGCCUGUCACAAAUAUUCAAGAUGCUGAAAACACCAGACGUCCUUCUGCUCUUCUGUCUUGUUGGGGCAGCUGAGGCCCUGUACAAACAGUGGGUUCCUGAUACCAACUAUGAGAAUAAAACCAACUGGGACAAAGGAGCUGUUCCGUGCGGCAGUGACAGAGUUCAGUUUCCAGCUCAAAGAAAAGUGUCUGUGUUUGUGGAGACCACACAUGGUGUGCGGGAGAUGAGGCUGCCAGUUGACGGAGAGUUCAUCCUCAAUUCAAGAGCUGGAUUUUAUGUUGUCAGCGGACAAGAUCCAAGCUGUGGAACAGGAGUCACGGCUCAGUUCAAAGAUCCAACAUCUCUUCAGUGGUUUGAUCCAGCCCUGUGGCAGGCAGCGGCAACUCUGAAUGACCUGCAGAAUGGAAACUUCCUAUUCUCGGUCCAUGAGGAGAGUGUCCCUUGCCAAUAUGACGAUGUUGUUUUUAAAGCCCUCUCAUCCUUCAGCGUGGACACCAGCUCCAGUCAGUCGAGCAUCCCUGUCAAAUCUGUGUCUGUGCUGGGGAAGAUGUUUGACAGCAAAUCUGAGUUCUCCCAGUAUCUCAGCUCACGCUCGGGCCAGCUGCAGUUCCACGGAUCGUCUGCUGUCACUGUCGAAAAUCAAGGCUGUGGGGAUCCUUCUGGCUGUGAGUGUGGGAACUCUGAGAACAAUCAGCGGAUCUGUAGCACAGUAACAUGUGAAUCCGUGAGCUGCAAGAAGCCUCUCCUCCCUGCAGGACAUUGCUGUAAGGUGUGUGGUGCCAUCAUGACCAUCAAAUAUGCCACAGGUUUCAACCUGCAGACUUACAGAGAACGAAUCCGUCACCUCUUUCUUACCCUGCCACAAUACAAAUCCAUCCAGCUGGGCAUGUCUAAAGUGUUAAAGUCACAAUGGUUGAUGGAGAUCAUCCCUUUUGGUACAACAUCUGAAAUCCAGGUAGUUAUUCUGGAUCAAGAGAAGGGAACUCAGGCAGAGGCUCUGGCCUCGGACAUAUUAAAAGAUGUUCGUUCUCAUGGCACUACCAUUGGAAUUGUGGAGGCUGAAUUUCAAGCCUCCUCUGGGAGCAGCAGCAAUCAGUCUGGGAUCAAUGUAGGGACAGUGGUUGGAGCUCUGUUUGGAGUUUUAAUUAUUAUUACAGUCAUUGUUGUCAUGGUUGUCCUUAUUCGCAAGGGGAUUGUACAAAUGCCAAAGCUACAUUUAAUGCCAUCAAUGAGCACCACAAAGAAAAACAAUGAUUUUGACCUUGGUGGGCCUCUUGACCAUGGUUUUGAUAAUCCCAUUUUUGACAAGCCCCAUAUGCUGCCUGAUAUUCCUGGUCUACAUGAGAAUGGAACUGAUAAUUCAGUCUACAUCACUAAGACAGGUGUGCACUUUGUAAAUCCAGUUUAUGAUGACAAAGAAACUGAUUUUAAUGCCUGAAGUAUUUUUGCAUUAACAUGAUGAUCUUUCAGCACAUGUAUCAUAUAUAUAAUAGAACUUUACAACAAGCAAACAAUGCAAAAAGCUUAUGAAUUGCUGACAGACACCAAAGCUUUUGAUGACCAAAUAAACGUGUAAGACAAAUAAAAGAAUUAUUGGCACUCAACUGUGUACUUUUGCCCUCAUUUUUAUCACAUUAAAGUAGUAAAGCUGCAACACAGCUGCAGUAAAUUUCUAACACGCCUUCUGCUGCACAGGUUUCCUACUUUCAUGCUGCACAGUUACCACUAGAUGGUAGUAAAUUUAACCUUCUGUGACAUGCAUGGGAACAGUUCUCCUCAUGUACAAUAUCUUUAUGUACCUUGUCAGGCAACAUCAAUAAACAUUUAAAAUGUACUUUUUUUUUUCUUUAACAGGCUGGAAUUAAAGGCUGCUGGUAAUUUGUUAGCAAAGCCAU
Messenger RNA from Stegastes partitus (bicolor damselfish), 2456 nucleotides. RefSeq names its product amnion associated transmembrane protein (gene amn). Lineage: Eukaryota; Metazoa; Chordata; Actinopteri; Pomacentridae. Gene Ontology annotation, biological process: intracellular protein localization; receptor-mediated endocytosis. The transcript has a single exon. The record is from RefSeq and is a predicted model, not a curated record. The coding region runs from base 581 to 1999 and encodes 472 amino acids. Gene Ontology annotation, cellular component: apical plasma membrane; endocytic vesicle.